Molecule: messenger RNA, 1835 nt
Organism: Sesamum indicum (sesame)
Lineage: Eukaryota; Viridiplantae; Streptophyta; Magnoliopsida; Lamiales; Pedaliaceae
Product: HIT-type Zinc finger family protein
Source: RefSeq, a predicted model, not a curated record
AUAUGUAAUGUGAUUAUGUGAGAAUUGACUAUUGAGAACUUUCUAACCCUUUCUAUCGCGAAGUGAAGGAAAAGUUUGCAGUCUGCAGAAGUCAAGCUUCACGUCCACGAAUCCAUCGGCACACCGCGCACCUUCGCUCGGACUCCACUAUUAACAGAAAUUUUCCCGGCGCCUACCCAUCACCCACGCCGCCCCGGGAAUAAACGCCUCCGAGGAACUUCUCCGCCUCGGCUACCUGGACAAAAAUUUCUAAUACAAAUAAUUGUAUAAAGUCUCGAAAGUCUCUUUGCUUUCCAGAUGCCGGACACCGUAUUUACCUCGGAGACAUCUUCCAAGUCAUCGGAUUUCAACUCCAAUUCCCGCAUAAUAUGCCGCGUAUGCGAAAAACAAUUUUCCCAAUAUACAUGCCCUCGUUGCAAUACUCGGUAUUGCUCUCUGCAUUGCUACAAGUCUCAUAGCCUUCGCUGUACAGAGUCUUUUAUGAGAGAGAAUGUCAUGGAAGAACUUCAACAACUGCAACCUGAUGAACAAAGUAAAUCUAAAAUGUUGGAUAUACUUAAACGGUUCCAUGAGGAAGAGGAGACAGAUAGCUUGGAUGAAGAGGAGUUGGAUUCGUCUUUGUCAGAGGAGACUAUUCAGAAGAUUUUAUCUGGAGGUCAGAUAAGUUUUGAUGAUUUAUCUGUCGAAGAAAAGAAACGUUUCCAGAGAGCUGUUGCCACUGGAGAGCUCAGCAAAUUGAUUGAACCGUGGGAUCCAUGGUGGUUCAAACCUUCUGCCAAAAAUAUAUCACUUGGUUCUGAUGGAAUCCAACUAGUCCGACCAAUCGAGGAAGAAGGCUUGGGACCAUCCUCGGAAAAUGAUGUGGAAAGUGAUCAAUGGCAUGAAAUACCACCAGGACCUGAUACUCCCCUGCUGCCAGUUAGUAAACUCACUGUAUCUGCUCCAUCUCCACUAUUAACAGUCCACCUUGUCGACAUCAUUUAUAGUUAUUGCUUCACCCUUCGCAUUUACAAUGGGGAUCCAAAAUCAGAUCCCUUGGAAUCAGUGAUGGUAGUGCUGAGUGUCUCUUCUGUUUUGGGUCAAGGGGGACAGCCUGAGACGAUUGCAGAAGCCUUAUUACAUUGCUUGGAGCGUACAUGCUCUCCAACAUACAGGCACAUGGGUGGUCUGCAAUUUGGGUUGAGGCUUGUAGAUGAUAUAAUCCAUCUACUUUAUCUCGGAAGUGCUGCUUUAGUCUGCUUACUGUGUGAUAUGCAGAAGCUAAUUCAGGCUGCUGAAAAAGAGCUAAAGUCAGAGAAAUUGUACAAAUCAAAAAGAGCAGAACUCAAGAGCAAGCUCAGGUCGGCUGAGCGUAAAGUUUACUUCAUGAUGUGUUGGGUUUAUGAGCAGCCAUCUGAAGCAUGGUCUUCUUUGGCAGCCAUUGUAAACACGGAGAAAUCUUCUGCUAUGGAGUUUGCAGACAGUAAAAGAAGCACCGUAAGAAUGGAGGAGAAAACAGAAAGAAGCGGCAAACCUUUGAUUAAGGAGGUGAAGUGAGCUACUUUGGGCUCAUUAGUCUCUACUUUUAUGUAUGUUCGUGUUAGUAUGCUCUCUAUAUUAAUAUUCAGUAUAUAUUCUCCUCUUAGUGUUUAUGUUGCUGAUGGAAUCAAAGUGCUAGGGCUGGUCGUUCACAUAAAUUUGCAUUUUCAUUCAGAGUCACUCACCGGUUUGUUUCAGGCCAUUCUUGAAUUUCUGGUGUUUUGGGGAAAAAGCAGUAAAAAGAUCUGAAAAGACAGAUCUGGAGCUUAUAUAACUGUUUGUAUUCUUUAUGAUGCAUGUGCCACUUCUUUUUACUA